AAGGCUCAAGGUAUUGAAGUGGAGCAGGUGGCCGAUUUUGCUCGAGUGGUCACAUACUUCUCAGAGCCUUUUAUGAGAAAACUGUUAGUACCUCCAAACGAUUCUAAGCACGUGACAGAGUUGUUGAAGCUUCACGAGGUGCUUCUCAAGAAAUUGGGUGCAAUGAGUUGCCAAAUCGACCUUUUCGUCGAAUUAGCAAAGCAAAAAGAAAAUCUCGACCAUCUAGUUUCAGAAAAAUUGCGCUUCAACGAUAUUUAUGGAGAUCAGCUGAAAAUUGCCGAUCAAAUAAGAGGGCGCAUGGUGAGCGAUAAAAUACGACGUUCUAUGGCACUGGGUUACGAAGAAGCGAAGUAUGGGUACAACCCUUAUAGAAUUUGCAAAACAAUAACUGUGAAACGGUUUCCUCGAUCUAUAAAUCCUGGAAACAUCAUGCAAAUGUACUACUGCGAAUUAACUGAUCCAGUUGCUUACGAGGAGUCAAUGAUGCCAUUAAGGAAAGCAACUGCGAAAAAUAGACCACUGCUGAAUGACACUGCAUGGCGCGUAGCUGAGGUCUUCACCAAAGACAAAGCGUUCGAAAAAAAGUUGGAAUCUCUACGGGAAAAGGCUCCUUUAAGUCCUCAAAUACCGAGAAAGUAUCCACUAGACAGUGCAAUGUGGUCUACCGUAAAAGAUCGGUUCUGGCGUCGAGCUGAUUGGCCAAAUAGUGUGGACUGUCAAGCAAUCGUGUCGCGAACAGAUAUUUUCAACCAAAAGUGGUUUCCUCAAGUCUUCAUUAGUCCAGAGAAUAAGGGAUAUGUGUGA
Messenger RNA from Strongylus vulgaris, 804 nucleotides. NCBI's taxonomy places the organism in Eukaryota, Metazoa, Nematoda, Chromadorea, Rhabditida, Strongylidae. The record is from the annotation of a GenBank genome assembly.